ACUCGGCCUUUUAUACUCCGCCCUUUUUCUCCCUUUUAUGUCUUCUAGUUUCGUCAGAUCUCUCUCUCAAAAACCGUGAUUACAACGUUCUGGUCAGGAAUCGGUGCGAAUUCUUCCAAAUAACGGCCGAUCCCGACACGGAUCGGCCCGAAAAGGUUUUGGAAAGUGUAAAAUAAUAGUGCAGAAAAUGCUCCUUUUCUUGAUUUGAGAAGGAUCCGUUCCAGAUAUAGCUCGAAAAGAGAAUUCCAGCUACUUUCUCUCCUCAAAUUCGCUAAAAGAAGCCAAACAAGAGUAGAAUUUUCCAAGAAAUCCAGGCCGUCGAAAUCAGAGGAGAGAUCAUGCAGCGAUUUUUUAGUGUUUUCUAUAACGUAUCGGGAAUAUACCGUUACGUUUCGGGGACGGUAGGUCGCCGGGCGUUACAUAAGGCUCCUGCGAGAAUGACCGUGCUCUUUGUCUGCGUCCUUUGCAUCGGCGCCUUUAUUUCCGCUCGCUGGAUCAAUGCUUUAAGCAGUCAGAGCCAGAAACUGAUGCCAACGGCCAAAACAGCAGUCCUCCGUCAUUCCUACAAACACCCCAAAGAGCUCCCGAAAAACCCCGAAAAUCUCCUUAGCUGUCCACGUGGAAACCUGACAAGAUCCUGCCCUGCAAACCGUCCAACACCUCCCAAAAUCGAAGAUGACCGUCCAUCACCAUCCUGCCCCGAGUACUUCCGUUGGAUCCACGAAGAUCUACGGCCGUGGAAGGCUACGGGAAUCUCAAAGGAGAUGGUGGAAAGGGCAAACAGGACUGCGAAUUUCCGGCUCGUGGUAAUAAACGGCAGAGCCUACGUGGAGAGGUAUCAGAGGGCGUUUCAGACACGUGACGUUUUCACGCUGUGGGGGAUUCUACAGCUCCUGAGGCGGUACCCGGGUCGGGUACCCGAUCUGGAUCUGAUGUUUGACUGCGUUGAUUGGCCGGUUGUGAAGUCACGUUACUAUAGGGGCCGGAACGCGCUGGCCCCACCGCCUUUGUUUCGAUACUGCGGAGAUGAGGAGACGUUGGAUGUAGUCUUCCCUGAUUGGUCCUUCUGGGGUUGGCCUGAGAUAAACAUCAAGCCAUGGGAUUCUCUGUCCAAGGACUUGAAAGAAGGGAAUGAACGGCAGAGAUGGAUAGACAGGGAACCCUAUGCUUACUGGAAAGGGAACCCUGUUGUCGCAGCAACCAGGCUAGAACUCCUCAAAUGCAAUGUCUCUGACACUCAAGACUGGAACGCUCGCGUUUAUGCACAGGACUGGAUCAGUGAAUCUCGGCAAGGAUAUAAACAGUCCGAUUUAGCAGGCCAAUGCAUUCACAGAUAUAAGAUUUACAUCGAAGGAUCGGCAUGGUCUGUUAGCGAUAAAUACAUAUUGGGUUGUGAUUCUCUUACUUUGAUUGUGAAACCUCGAUACUACGACUUCUUCACACGAGGUUUGAUGCCUGUGCAUCACUACUGGCCGAUACGUGAUGAUGACAAGUGCAGAUCAAUUAAAUUCGCCGUGGACUGGGGCAACAGCCACAAAAAGAAGGCCCAAGAGAUCGGGAAGGAGGCAAGCAACUUCAUUCUAAAGGAGCUGAAGAUGGAUUAUGUGUAUGAUUACAUGUUUCACCUCUUAAAUGAAUACGCUAAGCUAUUGACGUACAAGCCCACAAUACCUCCAAACGCAACAGAAUUGUGCUUGGAUUCCAUGGCAUGCCGUGCAACAGGAUUAGAGAAGAAAUUCAUGAUGGAAUCCAUGGUGAUGGACCCAAAAGAUGAAAGCCCAUGCACCUUGGCUCCUCCCUUUGAUCCUGUAGCCCUCAAAGUAAUGAACAGAAGGAAAGAGAAUUCCAUAAAACAGGUGGAAAUUUGGGAGAAAAGAGCUUGGGAAAGACAAAACAUUUAGGCUUUCGUUUAUUUAUUUAUUUAGGGUGCGUUUGGUUGCACCAAAUUAGAUUGAUUAAUCAUUAAAUAUCAUGAUAUUUGGUGCAACCAAACACAUCCUUAGUCUUUUUCUUAUAUGAUCAAAGAGACAAGGUUUAGACAUAGAAUUAAUUAGCCCAAUUGAUUAUUUGUAAUAA
Molecule: messenger RNA, 2076 nt
Organism: Magnolia sinica
Lineage: Eukaryota; Viridiplantae; Streptophyta; Magnoliopsida; Magnoliales; Magnoliaceae
Exons: 7
Coding region: 339-1901 (520 amino acids)
Source: RefSeq, a predicted model, not a curated record